UCGCAGCAGGACAGGCGGUCUACAGGCAGGUUUAAAUAAAAUGCGCCGCCAGCUAGUGGGGAAGGAAGCCUGGCUUCUUCUAAAAGUUGGCAGAAGUUAAUACUUUAGGUACAUUACGAAGUCAAUAUGUCAAACGAAAGGCCGUUUCAAGAACUGAGUGAGAAUUUGGAGGGAUCCUUGUGCAGGCCUCUGAGGACUAAAUGGAAAAGGCGGCCCGCCUGCAGCGGGGGUCUAGACACAGAAAACACUCCAAACGAGCUCAUCCAGCAGUGGUCACCUCCGCACAAAAAGCCCCUGACUUCUGCAAAAGGGAAAGAAAAUGAGGAAAACGUGUUUUUUCUUGCCAGACGCCCCAGAAAAAGAAGAGAAUCAUCAGCAGGCUGGUGUUGGGACAGUCUACCUGAUGAGCUGUUGCUGGGAAUCCUGUCUCGUCUCUCACUGCAAGAUCUCCUCAGGACGUCACGGGUCUGCAAGCGCUGGCAUCGUUUAGCGUUUGAUGAGUCUCUGUGGCACGGUGUGGACCUGGUGGGAAAAGCUCAGUUAGAUGCGGAGCUUGGGCAGGUGCUCUCAGCUGGGGCAUUGAGGCUGCGCUGUCCACACACCUGCAUCGGUCAACCCACUUUUAAAAGUACAGAGAAGCUUCGCAUCCAACAUUUGGAUUUAUCAAACUGCACAGUGGAGACGUCUGUUCUAGAAGACAUCCUGUUUCGCUGCAGACAUCUACAGAAUCUCAGUCUCGAAGGAUUGGUGCUCUCCGAUAGUAUUAUUCAUUCUCUUGCUCAAAAUACUGAGUUUGUCCGGCUGAAUUUGUGUGGCUGUUCUGGCUUCUCUCCUGAAUCUCUGGCUGAGAUGCUGAAAUCUUGCUCUCGAAUUGAAGAAAUGAACGUGUCGUGGUGUGACUUCAACAAUCUUCAUGUUCAAGCCAUUGCUAACAACAUUCCCUCCAGCGUCACUCAACUGAACAUCAGUGGUUACAGACAAAACCUCAUCAUGGAAGAUGUCAAAGCUAUAGUAAAAAGAUGUCCGAACCUCACAAACCUAGAUUUGAGUGAUAGUGUGCUUGUGACGACAGACAGUUUCCUAGUCCUGCAGCAACUUUCCUCCCUGAAACAUCUGGGACUGAGCCGUUGUUAUCAGAUCCACCCAGCUUCUCUCAUUGACUUUGAAAAGUUUCUAAAUUUGCAGACCCUGGAGGUCUUCGGGCUCAUACAGGACAGCUACCUGCCCAUUCUUUGUAAAGGUCUACCGCACAUACAGAUCAACACACAGCCUUUCUCCACUGUGGCACGUCCCACCUCGUCAUCAAGAAAAGAUCGCACACUUUGGGGAAUGCACUGCCGACUCGUCUACAAACAUUAAUGUUUUUAAUCCAGGAUGAUUACAGGGUAAACCAAAUAGAUCAAUAUUUCUCUUACUGUGACCUAUUAAUUGUGGUUUUAAAAAUGUCUUAAACAUCACUAGUAAGUCAGUUUCAAUUUUGUGAAGGUGAUAAUUGUGUUAGAGGUCCUGACAAUCUUGAAUUGAGUGGUGUUCUUGUUAUGUUGCAGCAAAGAUCAUAUUUUAUACCACAACCACUCUUAUUUUGUGGUAAAAGAUUGUUAGUGGUAUAUUUUAACUGUUUGUUACCAAUA
Messenger RNA from Rhinichthys klamathensis goyatoka, 1631 nucleotides. RefSeq names its product S-phase kinase-associated protein 2, E3 ubiquitin protein ligase (gene skp2). Bases 127 to 1359 code for a protein of 410 amino acids. The transcript has 10 exons. Gene Ontology annotation, biological process: SCF-dependent proteasomal ubiquitin-dependent protein catabolic process. Gene Ontology annotation, molecular function: protein binding. The record is from RefSeq and is a predicted model, not a curated record. Lineage: Eukaryota; Metazoa; Chordata; Actinopteri; Cypriniformes; Leuciscidae. Gene Ontology annotation, cellular component: SCF ubiquitin ligase complex.